Molecule: messenger RNA, 1131 nt
Organism: Spodoptera littoralis (African cotton leafworm)
Lineage: Eukaryota; Metazoa; Arthropoda; Insecta; Lepidoptera; Noctuidae
Source: the annotation of a GenBank genome assembly
AUGAAAAUCAUACCUUGUUAUUUUAUACGUGUCACUAGUUUAUUUUUUAAACGAAUCAGAAUGGAUCAUUUUGGCCUCUCACACAUUUUGCUUGAGCCAGAUAAAUAUAAUCCCGAUACUUUGGACUUACUAGUCGAUGAAGAAGCUAGAGAAUAUUGGCUCAAUACUUGUGAAAAACUGACCGAGAAGUAUGUAAAUUUUGCACUCCUCAAUAAUGAAGACCCUACAGUAGAAAUACGCGCACUUAAAUUUAAAACUUGUUACGUAGAAGCAUUAAAGGAGCUCAGAAUUAAUCCUCUUGCUCAUGGGCAGUUGACCAUACGAUUACUUCUUGACAUCAAUGAAACAUGCCUACGUUCACAGGGAUUCUUUGAUUUGUGGAAAAAACAAAAAAAGUAUGAAAAUGAUAGUGCAUUGGCCACAUUAGCUACACGACUAGCUGAGUUAGAUGCUCUGCCAGAUGAACGACAGAGGUGGAUGGAAAUUAUAAGAGGAGUGUUGGCUGGUAAUAUGUUUGACUGGGGAGCCCAGGCAGUAACCAGUAUUUUAAAUAGUGGACUGUAUGAAGCACUAGAGAAAAUUCAGAAAAGGCCAUGGUUGUAUGAUGGCUUAGACAAAUGGCUUGAUAAGCUGGAGAAAACUGUUCACCAUUGUGCUGCUGUGUUUGUUGAUAAUAGUGGAGUUGAUAUAGUUCUUGGUAUUUUGCCAUUUGUAAGAGCAUUGUUACUAAGAGGAACUGGAGUAAUAUUAUGUGCCAAUGAAUGGCCAGCACUUAAUGAUGUUACCAAUGUUGAAUUAGAAGAGAUUUUGCAGGGUGCUUCACAUAUUUGUCCCAUAAUAUCAGCUGCCCUAUCCACAGGAGAUUUAGUAGUAAGAUCAAGUGGACAAAGAGGUCCAUGUUUGGACCUUAGGACAAUUAGUGUAGGAUUAUGCACUGAAAUGAAAGCUCGUGGAGUGGACUUAAUCAUUUUAGAAGGAAUGGGCAGGGCCCUUCAUACAAAUUUAAAUGCUCGCCUUGCUGUAGAUUCAUUAAAAAUAGCAGUAGUAAAGAAUACAUGGUUAGCUCAGAGACUUGGUGGUCCACUUUUUUCUGUAAUCUUUAUUUAUGAAGAAAAACAGAGUAAAAUAUAA